Herpailurus yagouaroundi (jaguarundi) is the source of this 3516-nucleotide messenger RNA. RefSeq names its product espin like (gene ESPNL). Gene Ontology annotation, molecular function: actin filament binding. The record is from RefSeq and is a predicted model, not a curated record. Bases 50 to 2065 code for a protein of 671 amino acids. The transcript is spliced from 4 exons. Gene Ontology annotation, cellular component: cytoplasm. NCBI's taxonomy places the organism in Eukaryota, Metazoa, Chordata, Mammalia, Carnivora, Felidae. Gene Ontology annotation, biological process: actin filament bundle assembly.
GGGGCCUCCUGCUGACCAGGUCCGUGUCCACCCCCAGGUGCCACUCCUGAUGACGCCACCGCCACCACCGUUUCCCCCUCCUCCACUGUCAGCUGCCAGGCACGCCCCGGAGGAUGGAAUGAGGGGCUCGGGUUUCAGGAGCCCCACCCUAGAGUCUCCCAGCCCAGCCUGGCCUGACCAGCAUGACCCACUUCUGCCGAGGGAGCAGAUAACCUGCGCAGCACCCCCAAGGGUCACCACCGACGCCACUGCCGUCCCCGCGGGAGAGGAGAUGGCGGCGGGGGACGCCCCAGACUGCCUGGCCGCGCUGCACCUGGACAGGCUGCCCUCGGGCGACCUCGAUUGGCUGGUGCCCACGCAGGACGAGCGCGGCCGACCCAUCCCAGAGUGGAAGCGGCAGGUGAUGGUGCGGAAGCUGCAAGCCCGCCUGGGCGCAGACCCCGAAUCCCAGGCCCAGGGCGACAGCGGGAGCGAGGGCCCCGCGGAGCAGGCGGCCUGGCGGUACUCGCAGACGCACCAGGCCAUCCUGGGCCCCUUUGGGGAGCUGCUGACCGAGGACGACCUGGUCUACCUGGAGAAGCAGAUCGCCGACCUGCAGCUGCGCCGCCGCUGCCAGGAGUACGAGAGCGAGCUGGGCCGCCUGGCGGCCGAGCUGCAGGCCUUGCUGCCCGCGCCCCUGGUCAGCAUCACCGUCCACAGCCGCUUCCUGCCCCGGGCGCCCGGCCCCGAGGGUGAGGAGGCUCCCGCCCCCGCGGCGGAGCCCAAGGGCCCCUCGGGGGCCUCGGAGGCGGAGCGCGGCGAGCAGCCCCUGCCCUUCUGGUGCGGCCACGUCGCCCGGCUGGUGCGCAGCAUGUCCCUGCUGCUGAAGGGCAUGAACGGGCUGGUGCAGGGCGAGGGGAGGCCCCCGCGGGAGACCCACGCGGAGGCCCCCGCCGGCCCCCCGAGAAGCGAGGCGCAGCGCGAGAUCCAGCAGUGCGGCGUGUCCGUGCGAUCCCUGCGCGGCAACUUCGAGUCCGCUCCGGGCCCGUCCUGCGCCCCAAACCCGGGCCCCUGGGAGCCGGGGGCCCCGCCCCCGCCCGGGCGGUGCCCGAGAGGCUGCCGGCCCGCAGCCCCGCAGCCCCACAGCAGCCCCGCGGGAGGGGCGCCCGCGCCGGGGGACGCAGAGGAGGCCAGCGACCCGGGCGUCGGCUGCGAGGAGGCCCCGUCGGAGGCGGGGGCCGCGCCCGGCGCCCACCUGGCCAGCCUUCGCAAGGAGCGCAUCGUGAUGCUCUUCCUGAGCCACUGGAAGAAGUCGGCCUACGCGCCGGCCCUCAAGGCCGCGGCCUGCAGGACCCUGGAGGCCCGCCGCGCCGCGCCGCCGCCGGCUCGGGAGGCGGCGGCGGGGAGCCCUGGGCUGCCGCCCCCACCGCCCAGCGAGGGCCCCCGGCUGGGCCACCUGUGGCAGCAGCGCCACGUCAUCGCCCACCUGCUGGGCAACUGGAAGGCCAUCAUGGCACACGUGCCGGCCCGGCAGCUGCGGCGGCUGAGCCGGCGGCCCCGUGGGCCGCUGUCCCCCGAGCAGUUCCUGCCCCACGUGGACGGGGCGCCCGUGCCCUACGGCGGCCUCACGCUGGACCUCUUCAUGCUGGGCUACUUCCGGCUCCUGGAGUGCGAGCUGCCGGCCGAGGAGCGCAAGAUGCGCCACCUGCUGUGUUUCGAGGUCUUCGAGCACCUGGGCGCCCACGGCUGGGACGCGGUGCGCGCCUUCCACAAGGCCGUGACCGACGAGGUGGCCGCCGGCCGCCGCGCCUGGACCGACGGCUUCGAGGACAUCAAAGCCCGCUUCUUCGGCUCCAGCCGAGGUCCCGCCUGGGACGCGGAGCCCGGCCGCAAGUCGGGGCUGACGCCCCUGGGGCCCCUGCCCCCCGCCGCCGCCCCCAGCAGCAGCGCCGAGCCCCCCGCGCAGAGGCCGGGGUCCGGCUGCCAGCGGGGCAGCUUCAACAGCGAGGACAUCUGUGGCUACAUCGACCGCAGUUUCGCCUUCUGGAAGGAGAAAGAAGCCGAGAUGUUCAGCUUUGGAGACUGAGACCGGCCGGCAGCCUGCCUCUGGGAGUGGGGCGUGGGAAGGGGUUCUGGCUCUCCCUGCUCGUUUCCUUUGCCCCCCGCCUGGUGGCCGGGUGGGCCCCGAGGCCGGGCUGGCCGACACUCCACACGACACUCACUCGCUGUGCCGACGGCCACGUCCAGUCCCACCCCUGCCGGGUUCCACCCCUGCUAUGCGAGUCAGUUUCAGUUUCAGUUUCAGAAUCCUCACCAGGGACGGAGGAGCUGUCUCUGCCUCCCAGCCGGCCCUGAGGUUAGAGGCCUUGCCCUCCAGCUCCAGGCCGUCGCCCCGGUGUCCUCCAGGCCCCUGGGAUGCUGGCCCUGGUUUCCCCUCGGGCUCUCCUUCCAGGGCCCAGUAGCCUGCUGUCACGCCCCUCCGCGUCUCCAGCACCGGUGGCUCCGGCCACGUCCACAGCCUUUGUCUGCCUCCUGCCGACCUUGGGCCAUGCCUUUUCACCUCCCCAGGCCUCUGUCUCCGUCGUGAGAUGACAGAGCUGGGGGUUGGAGAGAAUGGGAUUUGACUCAAUGGGCCAGCGGCUUUCCCGUCAGGCCUUCCCGAAUUCUCUGGGUCAGAGACAAGGCCCACGGCGGUCAGUAUAGCCCCACUGACAGACUCACGUUCUGCUGCUGUGCCCUGCUCCCCCCGGGGCGCUCCAGAGGACCCGGGCCCCGAAAGGAAGCCUCCCUUGGGCCUCCUGUCCUCUCCUCCAGCUAACCAGCUGCCCUGGCCACACGGCCCAAGGCAGCGGCAGGGCCCCCCCUGCAGGCUCGGGGGAGCAGGGACAUAAGGGAUUUUUCGCAGAGAACCAGUGUCUGAAGGAGACUCUGGGCACAGGCGGCUGUCACCCCACCCUCAGAUGUGCGCUGUUAGAUCAGAGAACAUACAGAUGGAAGGUUCCGAGGCACAGCCACUUCCUGUGUGGCCCCCCCUUCCCGUGUCACCCGCACCCUCCUCCCUCAGAGGACAGCCCAGGUGCUGCAGGGUGUUGAGCGAACAUGGCACCGGGGGCUCUAGGGACAAGCCCCGAAUGGCUGGCCGCGGAUGUGAUUUGGCCCCCGGAGGGUGGCCCGCACCCAGGCCAUGGGCCCGAGGCGGGCUGGCCCAGAGCGAAGGGAGCUUGGGGGGAGGAGCACAGGACAGUUGUGCCUGCCCCAGCAGGCAGUGUGUGUGUGUGUGUGGGGGGGGGGUUCCAGAACUUUCCUCUGGGAACCGCCUCCUGCAGUCACACCUCCUGGGACAGAGGUCCCCUGCAGGGUCCUUGCCUGCCUGAAGAGCCUGGUGGGUGGCAGGCUCACUGCUGGAUGGAACACACAGCCGGACGCCCAGGGGAGGGGGGAGGGGGAGGAGCCGCUGGCUCAGGCUCUGUGCCCUCCCGGGGACCCGGCCCACACGUGAGUUCGCGAAUAAAGACCCCCGUUCCCAGCCGGCCUUCA